CACUACCGAUUAUCAUUAUAUCUGAUUCGCCGUUUAAAAGAUCACAGAUUGAAAUUUCACAUCUAUUGUAGUCGAUAUUAAUAUCAAUUUAGAGUGAUAUAUAAGUAAAAAAUAUACCGCGAUAUUGUAAAACUUCUAUUGAAAUUGAUCGCUACCAUUCCAUUGUCUUCGAGGUAAAAAAAAUAUUUUAGUGAUAAUAGAUUAGCAGAACUUUAUCACAAAAGAAAUCCUGCUACGUAAUAUAGACGUUAGAUGUCAGGAUGUCGUUGAUAACGUCGCACGUGUUACGUUGUCGCAGUUUAAAUAAACUUGUUACUCCGUUCAGAUUAGCAGUGACCGGUACUGUUAGUAAGUCACGAUUGUGUUCUCUGUUUGAAAAAUACGUAAGGAAAAUGUCAUACACCACGAUCGAAAGGGGUGCACCGAACAGCACUGAUUACAGAAUAUAUUUCAGAAAUGAUACUGGCCCAAUUUCACCCAUGCAUGACAUUCCACUUUAUGCUGAUGAAGCUAAUAAAAUAGUGAAUAUGGUUGUUGAGAUACCAAGAUGGACAAAUGCAAAGAUGGAGAUCAAUCUUAAAGAAACAUUAAAUCCUAUCAAGCAAGAUGUUAAAAAGGGCAAAUUGAGAUACGUUGCCAACUGUUUUCCUCAUCAUGGAUAUAUAUGGAACUAUGGGGCUUUACCACAGACAUGGGAAAAUCCAGACGUCAUGGAUAAAGCUACUGAGUGUAAAGGAGAUAAUGAUCCCAUUGAUGUCCUUGAAAUAGGAUAUAGGAUUGCCAAAAGAGGAGAGAUCUUGAAGGUAAAAAUUUUGGGUUGUGUUGCUCUCAUUGAUGAAGGUGAAACUGAUUGGAAGAUUAUUGUUAUCGAUGUCAAUGACCCCUUGGCAGAUCAAAUGAAUGAUGUAUCUGAUAUCGAAAAGCUUUAUCCUGGUCUAAUGAAAGCUACAAUUGAAUGGUUCAAGAUUUAUAAGAUACCAGAUGGUAAACCAGAGAAUCAAUUUGCAUUUAAUGGGGAGGCAAAACCAAGAGACUUUGCUUUGCAUAUAGUAGAUGAAGUAAAUCAACAUUGGCAGAAUCUCAUUAAACGAGAAGCUCCUGCAGGAGGAAUUGCAUGCACUAAUACAACCGUGAUAGGCAGUCCCUUCAAAAUAACUCCAGAGGCUGCAGAAGAAAUACUGGAGAAGGCUCCAGGAACAUUGGAGGCUCAAGCAAUAGAUCCGAUUGUCGAUAAAUGGCAUUACGUGCAUCUUAAGUGAGAGUAAAGGGGUAUUCUCACAUCAAUACAUCUGUUGAUGCUUACAUACACUUGCUUGUUUUUAUGGCACAUAAUGGAAUACCGCGUAUUGCUCCCACACCAUAAGUUGUAAUACAUUCGAUAGUUAUAGAUAGUAUUUAAAUGUUAUUGCAUGUGCUUACAGUACCGAAACAAGUAACUUAUACGCGCAGUCAAACAUACAUAUAUCUUAUUAUUUAUUUUAAUACGUUUGUAAUUAUCAAAUUGGAAAGUAUGUGUACAAAGUUCCUUAAGUAUUUUUUGUUUUGCAUUGAAAUAUUCUUGUUACUGUACUGUACGUACAUAUAGAUGUAAUGGGCAGGAGGAAUUAAAUAUACUCUUGUUAAAGGUUGUGACACGGCUUUUCAUAGAUAUUCAGGAAUAAGGUAUUCUAAGCCAAUAAACUUAUUUUUCACCCACAAUUUGUUAUAUCACAGAUCCAAUGUGAUACAAUAAAUUAGUUUGCGACUUAAA
Messenger RNA from Bombus huntii, 1750 nucleotides. It is a transcript of the gene Nurf-38, whose product is annotated as inorganic pyrophosphatase. The transcript has 8 exons. Lineage: Eukaryota; Metazoa; Arthropoda; Insecta; Hymenoptera; Apidae. Bases 261 to 1259 code for a protein of 332 amino acids. Gene Ontology annotation, molecular function: inorganic diphosphate phosphatase activity; magnesium ion binding. Gene Ontology annotation, biological process: phosphate-containing compound metabolic process. The record is from RefSeq and is a predicted model, not a curated record. Gene Ontology annotation, cellular component: cytoplasm.